Molecule: messenger RNA, 942 nt
Organism: Dracunculus medinensis (Guinea worm)
Lineage: Eukaryota; Metazoa; Nematoda; Chromadorea; Rhabditida; Dracunculidae
Source: the annotation of a GenBank genome assembly
AUGCAUUUAUGUCAUAUGCUCCGUUAUUGUUUGGGUUUUAAUACACUUUUGCCUCUUAUUAUAGAUAAAGAUUUCAAAUUUCUGUGUUUAUUUGAUUCAUCGUUAUUUCAGUUGAAGUCGAGCAGCGCUAACGACGAGGAUAAUAUCGUAAGAAAAACACGAUGGAUUUGUCGAUUAUGUGGUAAAUCAUUGUCGUCGAAGCGUUCUUAUGAUGAACAUACAAAUAUCCACAAUAAGUCGAGGCCAUUCCAAUGUGAACAUUGCAAUUAUGCUGCUGCGAGUCAAAUGACGUUAAGGCGUCAUAUUUUGCGUAAUCAUACUCCUCGACAAGCUUGGGGGUAUCAGUGCCCCCAUUGUCCUGAGUUGUAUAUGGAACCAGCCAGUUAUCAACAACAUGUGGCGUACGUUAUCUUAGUAUCUUUUUCCACUAUUCUUUCGCGUCACUAUGGUAAAUCAGCAACAUUUGGAUGUCCAUCUGAGAACUGUAUAUUCAAAACAAGAUGUUUUAGUCAUUUUCGCGAACAUAUUAUGAAACAUCGUGAUCUGUUUCAUCCAAACAUGGAUAUUACUCGAGUUAAUGCCAAUUGUUUCUUGGUUGAUGAUAAACUUGGUGUUGGUUAUCAGGGAAAUUUCACUUUUCGAAAUCCUUAUACAAUUAUUAAACACGGUUUAAAAUUCAAAAAAUUACUGAAAUUUAAUGGGGAACGUUGUAAAUUCCGCAAGGUACCUCAUCCAGAAAAGAUGGCUUCAUCUUCUCUUCAUGACCGUUCAAAAAUGUAUGCAGAGCGGUUUAGAGAAUCUGUUUGGAAAAAUGUUAGAUAUUGCGAAGAGGAAGAAGCAACUCCCAUUACCGAUGUUGAUUGCUUAGAAGUUACAGUUGACGACUCAGAAAGUUCAUGUAAUGAUUUUUAUGAAGGAAUGGUAGAGCCUGAGUUGGAUUAA